AUGGCAAUAAGAAGACAUAAAAGAAGAACCCACGUUGUCCAAACGGAUAAAGAAUAUACAAGUGUGCCGAGGUCCAUGGUGAUCCAUCUUGGAACCGCCCAGAAAAACCACACCCUUGGACAGUUGGUUAAAGAUGUUAGAAAUAUGAUGCAACCACAUACAGCAGUGAAGCUUCGUGAAAGAAGGAGCAAUAAAGUGAAAGACUUUGUCUCUGUUGCUGGAACUUUUGGAGUCUCGUUCUUAAUGAUUUUCAGUCAGAAUGAGAAAACUGGAGGUAUCCAUCUUCGAUUUGCCAAGAUGGCACAUGGACCUACGAUAUCUUUUAAAAUUCUUGAAUAUUCUCUAUGCAAAGAUAUUUCAAGAACUUUGCAUAAUCCCAAGUCCUUGGCUAGGGGUAGUGUUGAAUAUCAGAGUCCCCCAUUACUUGUGUUGAAUGGAUUUACCAAUCCGAAGGAAGCAGCCUCCUAUGAGAAGUUGGUCAUUACCAUGUUCCAAAACAUGUUCCCAGCAAUUACACCUCAAACUAUUAAAGUUGGAACUAUUAAGAGAGUUCUUCUUAUAAAUAAGGAUAAGAAGUCUGGAAUAAUCGAUGUGAGACAUUAUGCUAUAGAUACUAAAUUGGUGGACGUUUCAAGGAAUGUGCGCAAAUUGGUUUCUAUGAAGAAUAAGCGUAAUAAGAAGAUUCCAAACCUAUCCAAGGUGAAGGAUGUUGCAGAUAUCAUUUUAGAUCCAUAUGCACAGGCCGCAUUUACGUCGGAUUCAGAGGUAGAUACCGAUGCUGUUGUAGAGGUUCGAGAAGAGAAAGAAGAGAAUGUGACCAAACUUAAGGAAAAGGCGGAAAUUAAAGUAGAUACAAUGGAAGAAGGAGAGGAAAGUGGUGAUGUUAAGAGGAAAAAAGCGGUUAAGUUGACAGAAAUUGGACCUAGAAUGAGGCUCGAGUUGGUGAAGAUUGAGGAGGAAGUGUGUGGAGGUAAAGUUCUGUAUCAUUCGUAUAUUCACAAAAGUGAAGAAGAGGUUGAAUUGAUGGACGAAUUACAAGCCGAUAAGAAGAAGCAGAAGGAACAGAGAAAGAAGCAGCAGAGAGAUAAUAUUGAAAAGAAGAGGAAGUAUAAGAAGGUUCGAUUUGCAGGAGCGGGUGAUGCGAAGAAGGAAGGUGAUGAUGUUGAAAUAGAUGCUGAUGCUGAUGCUGAUGCUGACGUUGAUGUUGACGUUGACGCUGAUGUUGACAUCUCCUCAAGCAACAGUAACUCAGAUGAUGAUAGACUAUUCGAUGAGUGA
Molecule: messenger RNA, 1278 nt
Organism: Brettanomyces nanus
Lineage: Eukaryota; Fungi; Ascomycota; Pichiomycetes; Pichiales; Pichiaceae
Exons: 2
Coding region: 1-1278 (425 amino acids)
Biological process (GO): ribosomal large subunit assembly; rRNA processing
Cellular component (GO): preribosome, large subunit precursor
Molecular function (GO): rRNA binding
Source: RefSeq, a predicted model, not a curated record